ACUUCUCCCACUGGCAAGCCGGACUGUAGACCGGAGUCCUUUUGGAUAUAAGAUUGCAAAAAUUCAAAGCCAGUUAUUUCCUGAUGUAAGUUUAGGUUGUUACCUCUUAGUGUGAUAAAUAUGUUUAUGAAUCUUGUAUUUGUGUAAGAGUGAUAGCAUAUGAAGGGACCUUUCUGUUGUGGCAAUCUCAGGGUAUUCUGCCUUGACUUUAAUCCAGAACACCGGCAGAGUUGUUUUCUCGAACAUACUUUUAAUGCCGCCGUCAUUUGCAUUCUCCAGCAGCUAAUCUCCUUCUUGCACAGCACAGACAUGCUGGAUCACCUGGUCUGUUGACAAAUGGGUCUGAAAAAUACCGUGUAGGUUUGUGUUUAGCGAAAAAUUCAUGUGACCGAGACAAGCGUCUUGAUAUGCAUAAAGCAUGAGGCAUAACUGAGAGGAUCCAGUCAUUUUUCAAAAAUAAAACACUGUUCAGAAUCAGAUAAUAAAUAAAACAGAAAAAAUAUAAGUUGUUUUUUCUUUCUGUGCGGUCUGGUACCAAAUGACCCACGGCCCGGUACCGGUCCACGGCCUGGGGGUUGGGGACCACUGAUUUAACACACAUGCUCCUGACACAGUCAGUCACAUCAACUGAGUUAUGUCCUCCUUCUCCUCUUAUUCUGGUGGCUGAGUUGAGUUCUUGUUAAAUUGUUUGAAUUGUCGCAGCACUUGUGCUCCUGCAGCGGUCAGUGUGCUUCCACAAUGACAACGAGCCUUAUCUUGCUCUAUCAAUAGCUUUUGCUUAUACUUGUGUCAAAUGAUUUUUUCUCUAAGAUGGUUUCUGUCAUUUUGGGUAGUUUUGUUCACAUUGAUUAUAUGUGCAAGUGUUUGUUUCUGAAAGUUUUGCUUAAAUUAGUUGUUUGGUGCAAUGAAAAUUCACGUUUGAGAUAAAGAGUCUGUGCUGUCAGUCUAAAAACAUUUAAUUGGAUAAGAGAAGAACAGAAACACCAGAUGUACUGGCUUGAAUGUUCAAUCAAUAGCAGGAACAUUUUGUGCAGCUGCCAUCUCAGAGCAGUGAAAGGAUGAGGUGUCAGCAGGUUAUAACUUUGUAUGACUGAAAGUCGCUUUGAUAUCUUCGAUGACGCAAAUCAAGUGACUUAAAGACAAAUGCUUCAUGAAUCUCUUUCCUUUGUUUAAUUUGAGGAUCAAUGGAUUCUCUGGACUUAGUGAGCCCUUACCUGUUCACGUACAAAAAGAGGAACUUUCUGGUUAAGGACAAAUUGCGACCCAACGACCUCGACACUCUCCAGCAUUUUGAGCUCCGUCCAACUGAUGUCUUCCUCAUCACGUACCCCAAGUCAGGCACAGUUUGGAUGCAACAGAUCGUUGUCCAGAUCAUGGAUGAGGCCCACCCGGAACUGGCAGAAGAUGCCAGCAACAGGAGCCGAGUUCCUUGGUUGGAGGAAAGAUCUGCAGAUGACCCGAACCGAGAAAGGCCAGAUCCUCGGAUCUUUGGCACACAUCUCCCCCCUGACAUGUUGCCCCUCGCAGUGAAAGACAAGCAAAUCAAGGCUGUUUAUGUCUGGAGGAACCCGAAGGAUGUCCUGGUGUCCUUAUAUCACUUUGCUCAGAGUUGGGUUUUACUGGAAACGCCAAAGAGCUUUCAGGAUUUCUUCCAGCAGUUCCUGGAUGGUAAAGUUUACAUGGGAUCAUGGUUUGAUCAUGUGAGCGAGUAUUCCGCAGCACGGAACCAACUGAACAUCCAUUUUGUGCAGUAUGAGAACCUGUUGAAGGACCUCAGAGGGGAAGUUGUGAAGCUCUGUUCUUUCCUUGGACAAGACUUGACGGAUGAAGCCAUCGAUCGUGUGGUGGAGAGCUCCACCUUCAAAAACAUGAAGACCAACCCCAAUGCAAACUAUAUGGAAUUACUCGAAAAAGAACGCUACAAGAAGGAAACCAUGCGUAAAGGGGUGGCGGGCGACUGGAAGAAUCACUUGACUGUGGCCCAGAAUCAGCGUUUUGAUGAAGUCCUCAAAGAAAAGAUGAAGACCCUUCCUCUGACCUGCAUCUGGGAGAUGGGAUCCAUGGAUUCUCUGGACUUAGUGAGCCCUUACCUGUUCACGUACAAAAAGAGGAACUUUCUGGUUAAGGACAAAUUGCGACCCAACGACCUCAACACUCUCCAGCAUUUUGAGCUCCGUCCAACUGAUGUCUUCCUCAUCACGUACCCCAAGUCAGGCACAGUUUGGAUGCAACAGAUCGUUGUCCAGAUCAUGGAUGAGGCCCACCCGGAACAGGCAGAAGAUGCCAGCAACAGGAUCCGAGUUCCUUGGUUGGAGGAAAGAUCUGCAGAUGACCCGAACCGAGAAAGGCCAGAUCCUCGGAUCUUUGGCACACAUCUCCCCCCUGACAUGUUGCCCCUCGCAGUGAAAGACAAGCAAAUCAAGGCUGUUUAUGUCUGGAGGAACCCGAAGGAUGUCCUGGUGUCCUUAUAUCACUUUGCCCAGAGUUGGGUUUUACUGGAAACGCCAAAGAGCUUUGAGGAAUUCUUCCAGCAGUUCCUGGAUGGUAAAGUUUACAUGGGAUCAUGGUUUGAUCAUGUGAGCGAGUAUUCCGCAGCACAGAACCAACUGAACAUCCAUUUUGUGCAGUAUGAGAACCUGUUGAAGGACCUCAGAGGGGAAGUUGUGAAGAUCUGUUCUUUCCUUGGACAAGACUUGACGGAUGAAGCCAUCGAUCGUGUGGUGGAGAGCUCCACCUUCAAAAACAUGAAGACCAACCCCAAUGCAAACUACAAGGAGUUCAUCGAAAAAGACCGCUACAAGAAGGAAACCAUGCGUAAAGGGGUGGCGGGCGACUGGAAGAAUCACUUGACUGUGGCCCAGAAUCAGCGUUUUGACGAAGUCCUCAAAGAAAAGAUGAAGACCCUUCCUCUGACCUGCAUCUGGGAGAUGGGUCAGUAGUUGCUCUCCAAUUCAGCUCAGCUCUUUACUGCACUGACUGAUUUUCUCCCUCAGUGAUCCACACUGCAACUGCUUUUAACCAGCAUCAGAAAUUCAUCUCUUUUUGCUGCUCAGGCUAAAAGUUUGGUUUUCAUCUAUCAAGCCUUUUAUCUGCUUCUGAGAUUUCUGCCGCCGCCUCAAUAAAAUA
This is a messenger RNA of Pleuronectes platessa (European plaice), 3126 nucleotides long. RefSeq lists its product as uncharacterized. The record is from RefSeq and is a predicted model, not a curated record. The coding region runs from base 1185 to 2939 and encodes 584 amino acids. The transcript has 12 exons. Gene Ontology annotation, biological process: sulfation. Gene Ontology annotation, cellular component: cytoplasm. Lineage: Eukaryota; Metazoa; Chordata; Actinopteri; Pleuronectiformes; Pleuronectidae. Gene Ontology annotation, molecular function: sulfotransferase activity.